UCCUCGGCGUCCGGAGCGGGGCUGGCUCCGCCCACUCCCGACCUCCCGCGGGGGCCGUCCGAGCCUCGCGGGCUCCCGCAGGCCCCGCCUCGUGGGCAGGCGCGGCGGUCAUUGGACGGCGCUCGGCUGGCUGUCGCCGCGGUUGCUGGGAGAGGGAGGUGGGGGCGGGGCCCGCGGUGGUCCAAGGGGCCCGAGAGAAAGGCUGCUCGGCGCGGGCCAGCGGGCGGGCGGGCGCGCCGGGCGGACUCGAGCGCCUCGGCGGCGGUUUGCCUGGCAGCCCGCGCGGCGGCGUCGCGGUGCGGGCGCCGGUCCUCGCUGACAGCUCCGCGCCUUCCGGCCGCGCCACUCGGGAGGCGGCUUCCUCCCCGCGCUCCCUCCGCGAGUCCGCGCGGCCUCGGAGGAGAGCGGGAGGCGGCGGCAGCGGAGGUCGUCGGGGGCGGCGGGCGGCGAGCGCGCUCCCGCUUCCCCGGCGGCGGCCGCAGGACAAUGGAGGUGGCUGUGGAGAAGGCGGCGGCGGCGGCCCCGGCCGGGGUCCCCGCAGCGGCGGCGCCGAGCGGGGAGAACGAGGCCGAGAGCCGGCAGGGCCCGGACUCGGAGAGCGGCGGCGAGGCGUCCCGGCUCAACCUGUUGGACACUUGCGCCGUGUGCCACCAGAACAUCCAGAGCCGGGCGCCCAAGCUGCUGCCCUGCCUGCACUCGUUCUGCCAGCGCUGCCUGCCCGCGCCCCAGCGCUACCUCAUGCUGACGGCGCCCGCGCUCGGCUCGGCCGAGACCCCUCCACCCGCGCCCGCCCCCGCCCCCGGCUCCCCGGCCGGCGCUCCUUCGCCGUUCGCCACCCAAGUUGGAGUCAUUCGAUGUCCAGUUUGUAGUCAAGAAUGUGCUGAGAGGCACAUCAUAGACAACUUUUUUGUGAAGGAUACCACUGAAGUUCCCAGUAGUACAGUAGAAAAGUCUAAUCAGGUAUGUACAAGCUGUGAAGACAAUGCAGAAGCUAAUGGGUUUUGUGUGGAAUGUGUCGAAUGGCUCUGCAAGACAUGUAUUAGAGCUCACCAGAGGGUGAAGUUCACAAAAGACCACACAGUCAGACAGAAAGAAGAAGUAUCUCCAGAGGCAGUUGGUGUGACCAGUCAGCGGCCAGUGUUCUGUCCGUUUCAUAAAAAGGAGCAGCUGAAACUUUACUGUGAAACAUGUGAUAAACUGACCUGUCGGGACUGCCAGCUGCUAGAACACAAAGAGCAUAGAUAUCAAUUUAUAGAAGAAGCUUUUCAAAAUCAAAAAGUGAUCAUAGAUACUCUAAUCACCAAACUAAUGGAAAAAACAAAAUAUAUAAAGUAUACAGGAAAUCAAAUCCAAAACAGAAUAAUUGAAGUAAAUCAAAACCAAAAGCAGGUAGAACAGGAUAUUAAAGUUGCCAUCUUCACAUUGAUGGUAGAGAUAAACAAGAAAGGGAAAGCCCUGCUGCACCAGCUUGAGAGUCUUGCAAAGGACCAUCGAAUGAAACUUAUGCAACAGCAGCAGGAAGUGGCUGGACUUUCUAAGCAGUUAGAGCACGUCAUGCAUUUUUCUAAAUGGGCUGUUUCUAGUGGCAGCAGCACAGCAUUGCUUUACAGCAAGCGACUGAUUACAUACCGGUUACGGCACCUUCUUCGUGCAAGGUGUGAUGCCUCUCCUGUGACCAACAACACCAUCCAGUUUCACUGUGAUCCUAGUUUCUGGGCCCAAAAUAUUAUCAACUUGGGUUCUUUAGUAAUCGAGGAUAAAGAGAGCCAGCCACAAAUACCCAAGCAGAAUCCUGUCGUGGAACAGAGUUCACAGCCACCUGGUUUGGCUUCCAACCAGUUAUCCAAGUUCCCAACACAGAUCAGCCUAGCUCAGUUACGACUCCAGCAUAUGCAGCAACAGGUAAUGGCUCAGAGGCAACAGGUGCAACGGAGGCCAGCACCUGUGGGUUUACCAAACCCUAGAAUGCAGGGGCCCAUCCAGCAGCCUUCCAUCUCUCAUCAGCAUCCACCACCACGUUUAAUAAACUUUCAGAAUCACAGCCCUAAGCCCAAUGGACCAGUUCUUCCUCCUUAUGCUCAACAGCUGAGAUAUCCACCAAGCCAGAAUAUACCACGACAGACAAUAAAACCCAACCCCCUGCAGAUGGCUUUUUUGGCUCAACAGGCCAUAAAGCAGUGGCAGAUCAGCAGUGGACAGGCCACGCCCACAACUGCCAGCAGCUCAUCCUCCACUCCUUCCAGUCCCACAAUCACAAGUGCAGCAGGGUAUGAUGGGAAGGCUUUUAGUUCACCCAUGAUUGAUCUGAGUGCACCAGUGGGAGGUUCUUACAAUCUUCCAUCUCUUCCAGAUAUUGAUUGUUCAAGUACUAUCAUGUUGGAUAAUAUUGCAAGGAAAGAUACAAAUGUAGAUCAUGGCCAGCCAAGACCUCCAUCAAACAGAACGGUACAGUCACCAAAUUCAUCAGUGCCAUCUCCAGGCCUUUCAGGACCUGUUACGAUGACUAGUGUCCAUCCCCCAAUACGUUCACCUAGUGCCUCCAGCGUUGGGAGCCGAGGAAGCUCUGGCUCUUCCAGCAAACCAGCAGGAGCUGAUUCCACUCACAAAGUCCCAGUAGUCAUGUUGGAGCCAAUCCGAAUAAAACAAGAAAACAGUGGACCACCUGAAAAUUACGAUUUUCCUGUUGUUAUAGUAAAACAAGAAUCAGAUGAAGAAUCUAGACCUCAAAAUACUAACUAUCCAAGAAGCAUACUUACUUCCCUCCUCUUAAACAGUAAUCAGAGCUCUGCUUCUGAGGAAACUGUGUUAAGAUCUGAUGCCCCUGAUAGCACAGGAGAUCAGCCUGGACUCCAUCAGGAAAAUUCCUCAAAUGGGAAGUCUGAGUGGAUGGAUGCCUCGCAGAAGUCCCCUGUGCAUGUUGGAGAGACAAGGAAGGAGGAUGACCCCAACGAAGACUGGUGUGCAGUUUGCCAAAAUGGUGGGGAACUCCUAUGCUGUGAAAAAUGUCCUAAAGUUUUCCAUCUUACUUGUCAUGUGCCCACACUGACACAUUUUCCAAGUGGAGAAUGGAUUUGUACUUUCUGCCGAGACUUAUCUAAGCCAGAAGUUGAAUAUGAUUGUGAUACUCCCAGUCACAACUCAGAUAAAAGGAAAGCUGAAGGCCUUACUAAAUUAACGCCAAUAGAUAAAAGGAAAUGUGAACGCCUGCUUCUUUUUCUUUACUGCCAUGAAAUGAGCCUGGCUUUCCAAGACCCUGUUCCUUUAACUGUGCCUGAUUAUUAUAAAAUAAUUAAAAACCCAAUGGACUUGUCAACCAUCAAGAAAAGACUUCAGGAGGAUUAUUGCAUGUAUACAAAGCCUGAAGACUUUGUAGCUGACUUUAGAUUGAUCUUUCAAAACUGUGCUGAAUUCAAUGAGCCUGAUUCUGAAGUAGCUAAUGCUGGUAUAAAACUUGAAAGCUAUUUUGAAGAACUUCUAAAGAACCUUUAUCCAGAAAAAAGGUUUCCUAAAGUAGAAUUCAGGAAUGAGCCAGAAGACACUAAAUUCAGUGACGACUCAGAUGAUGAGUUUGUACAGCCCCGCAAGAAGCGCCUCAAGAGCAUGGAGGACCGCCAGCUGCCCAAGUGAGCAGCACAUGGCCACAUGCUGUCCUAGAAAUCUUUCUUUAAAAAAUAAACAAAAACCUGUCAGUGAUUUAACAUUGUGACAAAGGGUUUGUGAGCUCUCGGAUCUGUUUUUGCUGUUUACUGGACUUUGGUUUCUUUAAUAACUCAUUUCUUUAACCUCUUGUCAUUAAUAAUAAAAAAGAGGAAAGAAGGAAAUGGGUAGAAGAAGAAAAGAAGGAAAAAAGAUAGAAAAAGAAGAAACAGCAAAGAAAGAAAAGACAUUCUUCCCACUUCUUGAAUUUCAUACAACAAUCUGGAAUAAAAAGCUACAAUAGAGAGAAAAUAGAUUUUGAAGUAAGUUGAGACUUUAGUGUGAUUUGAGUGUGUGAUCCAUUUUUAGAAUAUUAAUUUCACUACCCAUUAAUUAUGGCCAAGCAUAGAGUUAGGUUUACUGUGUUUAAAAGCAGUCCUCCCCCAAUGUGAGUGGGAAGCAGAGUUUUCAGGAUGUCUGUUGGGAAAAGUGUAGACAGAUGCUAUUAAGAUACCAAUAGUGUCCAUGUAAGAUGGCAAAUGCAUUAAAGAAAAUCAGGAAAAUAAAUGUUUGUUUAUUGUUUUUGUUUUUAUCUUGUUUGUUAGAGAUUGUUGGGCAUAGCAGGUCUUUAAGGCCAUUCUUUCAUGUAUUUCUAGAUCUGCCUUCAGCUUCCUUGAAGGAAGGAGGUUUGCAUGUUAGAUGUUGCUGUUUGAUUUUGUCCCCCCUUCUGUGCAGAGCUUAUAGAGCAAGACUCAUUGCUUGUAAUGUGGCUAUUCUUUGGGGAGGGGGGGUUGAUUUUUGGAUUGGGUUGGUUUGGUUUGAUUUUUUUUUUUUUGAGACAGAGUCUGUGUAGUGCUGACUGCCAUGGAACUCACUCUGUAGACCAGGCUGGUCUCAAACUCAAUAGAUCCACCUGCCUCUACCUCCUGAGUGCUGGAAUUAAAGAUGUGUGCCACCACCACUCAGCUCACAGUGUGGCCAUCAAAUAUAAAAUAUAGUAGCAUGUACCAGUAUUUGACAGAUUUCUUCAACUAACACCCUGUGGCCACCCAGUUUAAGUUCUCUCAAAGGACUUUCACCUGUCUUAAUCAUUUCAAGGAAAGUAUAAUAUGGGUUUCAGAAGAGAUCAGUUGUGAGGGAUGGUGUAAGUGGAAAAAAAAAUUCUGAAGCAUUUCUUUUCUGGCUUUCUGUUUGUUUCUUUUUUUUUUUUUCCAAAGAAUUUCAUAUUUUAUUUUAAUCUUCCUUAAUUCAGAAUGAAAUUUUCUUUUUUGGAGAGAUAAAUUUUGUUUUUCUUGUUUGGUGGGGGUGUUUCGGUAGAGGUGAGUAGGGGUUUCAGAUGAACAAAUGAGAUUAACAUAGAAUAAAAUUAUUGUGUCGUUGUACUAGCCCAAUAUUUGACCGAAUACAAGAACAUUUUUAGUUUGCCAUGGUAAACUUUUAGUAUAAAAGCAUUUUAAUUGUUUGACUAGAGAAAUUUUUUUUCUUUAGGUUGACGGAAUAAAACACAGCUGACAUGAGGAUUUAUUUGGUUGCAUUGCCUCCCAUGAGUUAAAUUGUAGCUGAAUGUGGUAGCUGUAGUGGCACACACUUAUAAUGCCAGCAUGUGGAAGGUGGAGGCAGGAAAAGCAAAAGUUCAAGGUCAUAGCCAAGUUGGGGACAGCCUAUGCUAUGUGAGACCCUGUUUGUGGGGAAAAGAUGAUGAUUUCUAUCCACAUCACAUUACUUUCGAAGAUUGCUAGCUGGAGAAUGUUGUAUACAUGCCUUACUAGCAAAAGUUUCCCAUUCUCUAAGUAAACAACCUAUAAUGUUCCAGUUAUGUAUUGUAACAGUCUUAAUCAAUUUUCUAAAUAUGUGUUAUAUUGUGAUGUCUGUUGUGUCAGUUUGAAUAUGCAGCUGACAUUUGUUCUGCAAACACAGUCUGAACAAACUUUGACGAUUCAUAGACCCUUGGAAAAGUGGGGUUUUAUGUUCAGUUCAGUCUGGCCUUGAACUCUGACCCUUCUACCUCUACCUUCAUGGUGCAGGGAUUAAAGUAGUAUGCCACCAUGCCCUCAGCCUUGGUUUUUGUUUUAUUUUGUUUUGUUAUUUGGGGGAAGUGGGUACUUUGUAUACUUUAAACUUGUGCAGUUGAGUCCAACAUUUUGAGUGUAGCAGUUAUGGAACCUUUUUUAAUAUUUUAAAGAUUUAUUUAUUUUUAUUUCAUGUGUAUGCAUGUUUGCCUGCAUAUAUGUGUUACAUCAUAUGUGUGCCUGGUGCCUGCCCACUUAGGCUAGAAGAGGGCAUUGGAUACUCUGGAACUGGAGUUACUGAGGAUUGUCAGCUACCCUACGGGUUUGGGAACCAAACUUGGGUCCUCUGCAAGAGCAGUCUUAACCACUGAGCCAUCUCUGCAGCCCCAGCUGUGGAACUUUGGGUAAUAUAUUUCUUUUUGCCAUCACAGAAUGCUGUUCUCUUUGGUAUUCCAUACUUUGUCUUCCAUACUUGUCAUCUGAGUUAAAACGUAGUACUUGUGUAAAUUAUUUUGAAAAUUAUCACUAAGGGGGAGGUAGGGCUUAAAUAAAGUAAACAUAAUUUUUAUGUACUUCAGCCAGAAUAUGUGCUGAUAUACCCCAAACAGUCACCACUGUAUUCUAUGCCAUAAUAACCUUUCAAAAUAAUGUUAUGUUUUACCAUCACCAGUUUUUGCUGAAAGAGUUGAGAACCAUGUUUCCUGUAAUGAUACAUAAUAUAUUAUUAAAAGUAAA
Messenger RNA from Meriones unguiculatus (Mongolian gerbil), 6380 nucleotides. It is a transcript of the gene Trim24, whose product is annotated as tripartite motif containing 24. The transcript is spliced from 19 exons. Gene Ontology annotation, molecular function: protein binding; zinc ion binding. The coding region runs from base 487 to 3627 and encodes 1046 amino acids. Lineage: Eukaryota; Metazoa; Chordata; Mammalia; Rodentia; Muridae. The record is from RefSeq and is a predicted model, not a curated record.